AUGUCCUCACAGUCUCAAACCUUCAGUCCAUCGGACGUCGCCCCAUAUAGUCCCUCGUACGACCAGAUCUGCACGACUCCUCUCACCAGCACCAGCAAGCUUAUUAGUUUCGCUGGCCUGGUCGGCGCUGAUCCCGUCACCGGCUACACUGCACCUACUUUCCCCGGGCAAGUGGAGCUCGCGCUGAAAAAUCUUGGGAAAUGCCUUGAGGCUGCAGGAGCUACGAGCAGGGAUAUUGUCCAGGUGCGGCAAUACAUUGUUGGGUUGAGGGGUCAUAUGGGGACUGAAGAUGCCAAGGCAAGAGGGGAGUUGUUCAUGAAAUUCAUGGGAGGGCAUAAGCCGCCAAACACGUUGGUUGGAGUGGAAGGGUUGGUGACGAAAGAGAUUCUGUAUGAGAUUGAGGUUAUGGCCGUCGUCAGUAGGUGA
Messenger RNA from Capronia epimyces CBS 606.96, 426 nucleotides. RefSeq lists its product as uncharacterized. NCBI's taxonomy places the organism in Eukaryota, Fungi, Ascomycota, Eurotiomycetes, Chaetothyriales, Herpotrichiellaceae. Bases 1 to 426 code for a protein of 141 amino acids. The transcript has a single exon. Gene Ontology annotation, molecular function: deaminase activity. The record is from RefSeq and is a predicted model, not a curated record. Gene Ontology annotation, cellular component: mitochondrion; cytosol.